Molecule: messenger RNA, 1153 nt
Organism: Pieris brassicae (large cabbage white)
Lineage: Eukaryota; Metazoa; Arthropoda; Insecta; Lepidoptera; Pieridae
Product: protein TRACHEARY ELEMENT DIFFERENTIATION-RELATED 7A-like
Exons: 2
Coding region: 151-801 (216 amino acids)
Source: RefSeq, a predicted model, not a curated record
GAAAUUGAAAAAUCAAUUAAGAUUCGCGCUUAAUUUAAUCAGAAAAUUGAGUUGGUUAUAAAUGUGACUGGAGUAUUUAUCGAAUUAUGCAACAGUGAAAUCAAAUAUCAUGAGAAAUUUAAAACAUUUUAAUAAUAAAGUUGCGAACAAAUGUCAUCUACAAUUAUACCAUUUAUCAUUCUUGUAAGGAUGGUUACCGCAAAAUGGCCGAAUCCAGAAAACGAUACCCUGAUAUAUAUAGCAAAUCCGGUGGAGUCAGACAUGCCCGGUCACUGGAUGCCACUCAGCGUUAUGAAGAUUAUACUCGGAGGAACACCAAAACCUGUCAAGAAACUUAUACAUAAACCAUCUUCAACAACGCAUAAACCAACUACUGUUAAGGCGACAACAGAAAUAACAAUGCCACCGGAGACACCAGUUUUACCUUUGCCAACUGUACCUACAACAAAACCAACCACGACACCAGCACCUGCACCGGCACCAGAACCACCACCAGCUCCACCAACAACCACAACGACAGAAAAAUCGACAACUGAGCCAUUAAAACCAACAACACUCCCACCUCCUCCGACAACGACAAGUCCUCUUCCUCAGACACCCACAACUUCUCCUCCUCCUCCACCGACAACUCCUCCUCCUCCAACGACAGUUCCUCCCCCAACGACAGUUCCUCCCCCUCCUCCUCCUCCUCCGACAACUACAACAACGACAACUACACCACCUCCAACAACAACUACCAAAAAAGGACCACAACGAAAACCGAAAGCAGCUACGGAUGGUCAUGAAAAUAGGCCUAAUUAAACUUUAGUAAAUAUUUAAAAAACACCUUAAUUUUUAAGGUUAUGUUAUUAAGUAGUUAUAUAAGUCACAUAUAAUGUUCUUUUGAAUAUGUAUGAUAAAACACGUCUAAUACAAAAAUUAUUAAUUUACGUCAAGCAAGAUUCAAAUUUUUUAAAUAUUAUUAUGAAAAUUAAAUUCGGCGACGUAAAAGUAUUUGAUUAAAGUAUAAAGUUAAGCCUUCCAUUGUGACAUUUCCUGCUUUACGACAGAAGUUCCGGGGACGUCCGCAGGUGUCAGCAGUGCUGAAUUAGCGUCCCGGCGGGAACGGUUUAUGAAGAAUAACGAUUCUGUGGCAAAUAAAAAGUUUAAAGUC